AUGGAAGAAUCAGAUCCUCUUCAAGAACGAGUUAACUAUUUAAGGAAACUUGUUAAUAAUUUGGUUAUUCAGAGCUUAGCACUUGGACAUAUACCAAAAAUCAAACCAGGAAUUCCAAUGUCUGCAGAUAAUUUAAUUAAACUUCGUCAACAACUAGAACAACUUGUCUCUCAAGAAGAUACAGAAAAAGAUCGCGCAGAAGUCAAAAAAAUCAACAAACAACCAAAAGUUCACAGAAUACAACCACCUCCAGUUUAA
Messenger RNA from Trichomonas vaginalis G3, 258 nucleotides. RefSeq lists its product as uncharacterized. The transcript has a single exon. The record is from RefSeq and is a predicted model, not a curated record. Lineage: Eukaryota; Parabasalia; Trichomonadida; Trichomonadidae. The coding region runs from base 1 to 258 and encodes 85 amino acids.